Molecule: messenger RNA, 2908 nt
Organism: Brachypodium distachyon (stiff brome)
Lineage: Eukaryota; Viridiplantae; Streptophyta; Magnoliopsida; Poales; Poaceae
Product: cleavage stimulation factor subunit 2
Exons: 1
Coding region: 1305-1973 (222 amino acids)
Cellular component (GO): mRNA cleavage and polyadenylation specificity factor complex
Molecular function (GO): mRNA binding
Source: RefSeq, a predicted model, not a curated record
GCCAUGAAAUAAAUAGCACAUCAAGCACUUGAAGCCCCAUACAUGAAAUGGUUAAACCAUGUUGCUAUCCGGCAACAAAUCACUAAAUCCAACACAAUGGUCUUUACUUUCUUUGUGCGGAAAGCGCCGAGUGAUCGGAACUCCAUGAGUAGUGACAGAGCAAAGAAGAUUGCCCGUGAAAGUUGGAAGCGUCCGUGAGAGCAAAGAAGAUCCCCGUGAGAGACAGAGCAAACUCCAGAAUGAAGAUUGCCCGUGAAAGAACAAAGAGAUCCCAAACCCUUCCACUCAGCUGAAGCAAUCCACCCCCAGCUUCCAUUGAGCUCCUGAUGCCGGCCACUGCAUCCCUCCGAUACAAACCCAGUUCCCUCUCCCUCUCCUGCAGCUUCUUCUAGCUUGAUCACCUGAGAUCAGCGCCGGAGAAGUCAGGAUGAAGAGGUCGGUGGCGGCAGAUUAGCACCGGCAUCGGAACAGGACAAGGAAGCGGAGGAGGCCGGCGGUAAUGCUGUGCGAGCUGCUGGCGAUCAUCGCCAUCCCGGCAGGGGCCACGGCGCUCGCAAUCUACCUCAUCGACAAGCCAAAGAUGCCGGAGAUGGUGAUCAACGACGCGAGGCUCGUGCAGCUCGCCUUCGACCAGGACACGGCGUCAUCCGCAACCUGCUGGUGACCGUGGACGUGCUGGGCCAAGUCCAAGGCCGCCGCGUCCUUUUCCGGCGUCACCGUCGCCGCGGGGUUUCUCGGCGUCGGCCUGGCCCACGUGGAGGCCCUGCCGUUCACGGUCGCGCCGGGGAGCUCGUCGGCGCCUCAAGAGUACGGCGUGGCGAUGGCGACGCAGGGCGCGAGGCCGCUGGACCCCGGAGCGGCGCGGCUCAUGGCCAUGGCGCUGGAGCAGGGCGUGGUGCCGCUCGACGUGUCCGUCAAGGCGCGCACGCGGUGGAGGCGGGGAGUUUUUCUCCUCGGCGUCCGGAUCUGGACGCGCGCCUCCUGCCGCGUCGGGUUCUUCUUCCCCGGCAACGGCACCGCCGUGCCCUUCGACCGCGACAUAUGCCACGCAGGCUCCAGUUAAGUAGCCGUUUCAGGAUUAGUCAUGAUCGCCAUAUAAGCUAGCAUGGCAGAUAUCGGAUAGUUUAAAGGAACUCAAUUCGAAAACGAACACGUAUUACCGGCAAAGGCCUCGUCACCCAUCUCCGAUCGUAUGUCGGUGCGGGAACCAAUUAUAAGCCUAAGCUCUCGAUCAAGCCCAAACCAUCUUAAAACCGUAACACGCAAACACCCUGUCCUGCGGCAGCACGCACGUACGAACCUCGAUGGCCAGCGCGAUCUCGUGCCGCUGCAGCAGCGUGGUGUUCGUGGGCAACAUCCCGUACCAGGCGAACGAGGAGGAGCUCCGCGAGGCCUGCGAGGAGAUCGGCCCCCUGGAGUCCCUCCGCGUGGCAUUCGACAAGGACACCGGCAAGCCCCGGGGAUUCGCCUUCGCCGAGUACCGCGACGACGAGACCGCCCGCAGCGCCUGCCGCAACCUGCACGGCCGCCCGCUCCGCGGCCGCGCGCUCCGCGUCGGUAUCCAGCAGCGGCAGCGGCAGCACGGCACGGACCGGCCCGUGGGCGUCGAAGAGGCCACGCACGCGGCGUCGCUCGUCGAUUACGAGCACGGGGGGAUGGCGGCGCCCGGCGAGGCCGUGACGAGGUACCUGGCGGGGCUGAGCCGGCGGCAGGUGCGCGAGUUCUUGGGCGCCGUGGCUGGGGAGCGGGAGGAGUGCGUGGAGCGGGCGAAGCGGGAGUUUAGGGGCCUGGCCACGCUGAUCGAGCAGGCGAGGAUACUGGUUGAUAUGGAGGCGGCGGCGAGUGAUGAAGGGGUGGGGGGCAAGCGGCAUGCUGCCGGUGCUAGUGGUUUGCCGGAGUCGGGUGCGCCGGCCGCGAAGCUGAGGAAGGUGGACGCCGGCGUGCCCACCGUGCCUGGCGUUGCCUGCCGCUGACGCACGGGUGACCAGCGCGGAGAGGUUGCCGAUGCCGCACGGCCGCCUGACUCACCCGACCUCGGACAUCGCCGUCGCGCGAUCCGCCUUCGCCUUCACCGCAUCCCUCCUCAUCUGUCACUGACAUCGGUGGGGAAGGGGUUUCCCACCUGCAGGUCAAUCUGUCAUUUCUAAACUCCGAUCAACCAAUGCACGGGCCGAUGGACAUCCUCCUUUUAUUAGAAAAGAAAGAAACAAUCUAGAAUCCACAAAAUCUGACCCUUAUUUGUGGGCGCCUUACGCAAGUGGACCAAUAAAAAAAACUACUCCCUCCGUCUCAUACUAAGUGACUCAAAUUUGCGCAAAUAUGAAUGCAUCUAUACUCAAAAAGCGUUUAGAUACAUCUAAUAUUUCGCCAGUUAAUAUGUGACGGAGGGAGUAUUUUAUUUUGAUUUUACUAAAAAUUUAUUUUACUUUCACUAAAUUUCAGGAAUUAUUUAGCGAGGUGUUCAGGGAUCCGGUUUAUCCCCGUAAAAUUUAUUCUUAAUCUUAAUGAUCCAUGGCAAAACCAUAUAGAUCUGGUCCAUUGCUCAAAAGCCUGGUUUUAGCGGUCCCUUGGUCCAACAAGGCCUGGUUUUAGCGAUGAUGCAGCAGCGCCUAUCAACGCAAUAAAACAUGAGGAAUAUGGAGAUUCUCAACAACAACAAAAACAUGAGGAAUAUGGCGUAAACACAAAGUAAAAAAUGUAGCAUGUCGCAAUACAUAUCGAAAUAAAUGCACCAUCUUUUAGUAAUCUUUAAAUUUGCAGCGAAUUCCACGUUUUACACCUCUUUGACAAUCCCCAAUUUAAAAUCCGUGCAACAUUUCACCCGUAUUUUAUAAAUGUGUGACGGGUUUUACUAAUUAACUUUGAAGGUAUUCUAGAAAAUCAUGAAUUUGAUAUUAAAAAAAUUAAA